AUGACGAAUUGUUGCUUCUUCCUAAUCCUAAUUAUUGUUUAUAAUUUUGAACAGUUGCAAGCACAUCAUUAUCCAUAUAAACAUUAUUCACGACAUCCCGUCGGUGAAACUAUUUAUGAUAAUGAAACAAUUACUGGAAAUGAUGACGACAGUGACAUGUGUCAUUUGAGUGUACGAUGUCCUUCUGUACCUAGUCUCUAUCCUUACGAUCGAGAUAGUCGUAAUCGUCGUUUUAGUGUUGAUACUUUCUUAGCAAUGCAUGGACCACCAGGACCACCUGGUAUAUCAGGUCCACAAGGCAAUUCUGGACCGCGUGGUGCUGUUGGGCCUCAAGGUAUCUACACUCAUAAAAUAGAUGAGAAUGGAUUAUCCGUUUGUUCUAUUUUAGGUAAAGUGGGUCGAUCAAAAGAACCAAUACCUAUUAUAGCUUUUGUAGCUUAUCUUCAAAAAAUGCUUUCUAUUGAAUCAAAUCGUUCAGAACCUAUUAUUUUUGAAAAGGCUGAUAUUAAUGAAGGCAAUGGUUAUAACUCGACAACAGGUAUAUUUACAGCUGCUUAUCGAGGUAUUUAUAAAUUUAGUGUAACAAUUAUGGCACAAAUGGAUUCAAUUGCUACUGUACGUAUAGUACAUAAUGAAAAUAAUGUACUCGGUAUGAUUCGAUGUGAUUGUCGACGUCGUUUUUCACAUGUACGUGGAUCUAUUUAUGCUGAAUUAGAUGUUAAUGAUCAUGUCAUGGUUGAAGCCCUUGGCGAUCUUAAUGAUCCAGGUCAAACAGCUCCACGUAAUAAUAUAUAUGGUUAUACAUAUACACAUUUUAGUGGUGUACUUUUAUUUUUAACAGAUAUUUUAUCAAUAAUUUGA
This is a messenger RNA of Rotaria sp. Silwood2, 861 nucleotides long. NCBI's taxonomy places the organism in Eukaryota, Metazoa, Rotifera, Eurotatoria, Philodinida, Philodinidae. The record is from the annotation of a GenBank genome assembly.